ACAAAUAUGCCAAGCUCCUCAUGCCGAACCAAACUCCCGAAGUUGCAACCCUAAUCUCGCACCCUCCUCACGUGAAGUCUCUUCAGGCCGAUUCUCUACCGCGCGUGCCAACCCUAAGCCUCCUCUCUUUGGUUCUCCGGCGAAGCCUUGUUCGACCAAGCCCUCUCCACCGAAUUGAACAUCUUCCUCGGGAUUUUUUUUGGCGCUCUUGCAAUUCUUGUCUUUCUCAGGUCGUUCUCUAUGAUCGAGUGCAUUUUGGGACACUAUCUAUUGCGGAAGAUUCAAAUGUUUAAAUUUUUGGAUUGGAAGGGCAUGAUGUCGAGUGGAGAAGUCAAGAAGGUAUCUCGUCAGGAUAUACAACUAGUAAGGAUGCUUUUGAAUUUAUUGUUAGUAGUGAAUUUAUUGUGAUGCUCAUAAACUAAGAAUUACAUUCAAGUUAAAUUGGAAUGAAAGCUAACCGAGCGUGGGAAGAAAGAAUUAAAAAAAAUGUUGAAGAUGUUAUCAUCCAAUUUCAGUUGCCUUCAAUUGGAUCUGUACGUCAGUUUUGGUCCUAUGUUGUAUAAAAAGAUCAUGUGUGCUUUGAUACUUCAAUUGGUUUAUUGAUUUACAAAUUUGGUGCAUAACCAUCCAUGUUUAUAUAUGUUUGCUCCAUCCUUAUCUCUAGUUGCAGAAUAGUUUAUGUAAGAUAUCGGAAAAAUUAAAAUAGAUAGGGUUAUUUGGGAAAUAGCCUUAUAGAAUUUUUCCGGAAUUUUUAGAAAUUUUUUGGGAAUUUUUCGGAGUUCGUACGACGGGUUUUGCGGGAACAAAUUUAUGGGUUCGGAUAAAGCCUGUUUGGGAUACCCCGUUUAAGUGAGGAAAUGUUGGAUUUAAUUAUAUUUCUUUUCUUUUUCUUUUCCCAAACGUCGAUCCCUAACCCAUUUACCUUCCUUCCCCGAUAACUCCUCUGCCCGAGCUUUCCCCUCUCCGACGAUUUCUCCUCUCCUCCUCUCGGUGUCGCCGGCGCAAGCAACCACCGGAGCUUUGAAGGGAAAACAAGUGGCAGCUUCUUCUUUCCCAGCUCUCGGUUUCCUCUCUCCCGAUUGCCCUCUCUCGCGAACGACCCGACGUCGACGGAGGACGACUCUUCCUCGAUGGUCUCGGACUCCUUGCGUCGAUUGAGGACCUUCACCGGAAUCCCGAAGGAGCUGACGCUGUCCAAGCCUUCUCCAGUGAACCGAUCCCUUCCUCGACAGUUUCUUGCGGGUGAUCGACGAUGAUUCGGCGGAGCUAGGUCACGGUGGGGUUCCUGCCGAUUAAGCCCCUUUCGGUUCUCCUCCUCGAUCGGUUCAAUGGAGUAUGUUCCGGAUCGUCAUCAGCAGAGAUGGAUAGCGCGAUGUCGUUUGUAGGCGAUGAUUGAGGGGAAGGCAUGGGAACAACACCUUGAUGGGUUUCCUAUGGCAGAUCACUGUCUUCUGCAGCUUGCAACUGAUAGGGUCUCGGUGAAGGAUUGGAGGUCUAUCAAGAAAUGGUGUAGGGAAUCUUUGGUAGCUGUUCGGCAGGUGUUUUAUGGGGCUGUGAGUUUGGAUAUGCUGCUACCUCUUAAGGACUUUGAUUCGAGGCGUGCGUCUCGACGUGGAUUGGUUUAUCUGAUACGGUCGACAGAUAAAGAUAGAUGGUUGGAGUGUCGCUCGGAGUAUCCUGUCUGUCGGGUCCUAUGUCACAUCCGACGAUCGUUUCGGGUUUUGUUUCUGAAAGCUAGAAAAUUUGAUCGUGAGCAAGCAACUCUUAUGUGGGCCCUCAUAUGCUUCAGUGGAGAAAGGAAUUUGGAGUAGAAACAAUUUUAAAAAAUACAUAUUUUAUUGUCUCUGUGAACUUUAGGAAUUUGGCUGCUUUGUAAAAGCAUAAAAGGACUUGUCUCAUGAAUAUUAGCUUGUGAAAAUCGAGUGGCCUAUUAAUGUUGUGACUAUUUUAUGUAUUCCAAUGCAAGAGAGUUAGAAGAACCAACGCAGCAAUCAGAAAUCAGUGUGGACUUUGAACUACUUGCACUACUUCAAAGAGACAUAGGAGAGGAAAGGCUUGCUACUCAUAAUCUUUUUUUUACCUUUUCAACCAGUAACACAAUUAUUUCUAUCGGAAUGAAAAAUUAUAUGAUAUUUAUUUAUUUUUAUAUACCUGUAACACAGUUAUUCCUUUA
Zingiber officinale is the source of this 2173-nucleotide messenger RNA. RefSeq lists its product as uncharacterized. The record is from RefSeq and is a predicted model, not a curated record. NCBI's taxonomy places the organism in Eukaryota, Viridiplantae, Streptophyta, Magnoliopsida, Zingiberales, Zingiberaceae. The transcript is spliced from 8 exons. Bases 1389 to 1811 code for a protein of 140 amino acids.